AUGUUUUCGAAUAUUUUGGGUGUUGAUACGCAAGUACCAAAUGAAGGAAGUAGUUUAAAAAACAUUUAUCAAAAACUUCAAAGUUUAUUGGGUCACGGAGUUGUUGGAAACACGGAAAUAGAAGACAAUAUGUUGUCUGCAAGAGGAACUACGGCUGCAUCUGAUGACAGUUUUACAACACCAUCAUCGGCUGUAUCAUCAGUGUCCGAUCUCAUGGCAAUGUCACCUAAAAAAUCAAACGAACAUUCUGAUGUGACUGGUGACUUGUUAACUGGCACAGAUUUUGAUAGUAUAUGUGACGUGACUAUGCAGGAGAUCCCGACAUCCCAAGAUGUAUUUAUAGAUGCAACAAGUUUAGAUUAUCUCGCGGAAUGUGCUAAAUCAAAUCGUAAUCAUACGUUUGUUGAUCGGGGAAAGGAAAGUCUUUUUGUAAAAUUUGACCCAUUAUAUGCCAAACAAAAAUUAAUAAUCUCAGGCUCAAAUUGCACAGACUCUUCUGAGAACUCAGAAUGUGAUGUUGGAUAUGAGACAGGUAGUGCUACAUCAACUACAGAGCAUCAUGUUACCAGUCCUAAGCAUUCAUUAUCAGUGGGAGCAAUCAUAACUAAGGAGAAGCCAAUGCAAGUUGUGCCCCCAGUAGUUAGCUCUGAAUUUCCUAGAACAAGUGCUACAAAUAUGCGAACUACUCCAGCAUUGAUACGCAGUGUCUCUGCUAUCUUAGCACCCACUAGGGUUGCAACUGAGAGAUUGAUAAGCAUCUCUGGUAACACCACUCCAACAGCUGCCCCACGUAGUCCUCGUUACACUAAUUACAGCCACCAGGAAGUGGAUAGGCUGCAGUCUCUCAGAGUCAUUUUACAAAAGCAAGAUCAAGAAGUUUUGCAAUUGAGGCAAGAAAAUAGAGAGUUGAGAUCUUCAUUGCAAGAUAUGGAACAUAAAUAUUCUCGAACAAUAGAAGAACUCGAAUCAAAAGUCAAAAAAUUAACAAAUGAGAAAGAUAUUUUAGCAGACCGAGAAAAUAGUUUAUUGAAGCAGGUCAGUGAUAAAACCCUAAAUAAUAAACAGAUGAGUAUUGUCAUGGAAGAAUAUGAAAAAACCAUAUCAUCAUUAAUUGGAGAACAACAGCGUGAGAGAAUCCAAGCUCAAGAAACAACUGAAAGACUUAUUUUAGAGAGAGAUCAGGCCCUCAAUCAUCUAUCAAGCAUGGAAAGUUCCUUUAAUGAUUUACUAGCUAAAUAUGAAAAAUGUAAGAGUGUUAUUAUGGAAACAAAAGACAGAGAAAAAAUAUUUGAGGAAAAACUUUUAGAAUAUGAAAAUGGUUUAAAGAAAUAUGAAGAACUAUACAAUAAUUUAAAACACAUUACAUCAGAAAGUUUAGAUAAAGCAAAUGAAACAUUAGAGAACAUUAAAAAGAAUCAUAACAUAGAAAUCACUAAGUUAAAUGCAAUAAUCAAGAAACAUGAGAUUUCAAUAUCAUCACUUCAAGAAUCUUUGUUGCAAAAGACUAGAGAUAAUGAGGAGUUAACAAGAAUAUGUGAAACUGAUCUUAUUUGGUGCUUCAAUGAACCCAAUGUGCUAGAUAAGUUUGUGACAACCAGUGACAGUGAUCACAAUGAAGGCUAUAGUAAAUGCAGCCUUGAGAUGAGCCCCGCAGGACGGGCAAUUUUCCAUGGUCAUCUAGAUGACAGGGUUCCCAAAGAUGGACGAAUUAAAAAGGCUGGAUAUUGUGCCAUGCGUUCCAAGAGAAUCAGGAAAUCCUUUAAACGUGAAUCUACAUAUGACUGGUUCCUAUAUAAUACCCUUGUAUUGAAAGUUAGAGGCGAUGGGAGAUCUUAUUUACUUAACAUAUCCUGUGAGGGAUACUAUGACAUAACUUGGAAUGAUAUUUAUCAUUAUGUACUUUACACUAGAGGUGGUCCCUAUUGGCAAGUUGCAAAGAUACCAUUUUCAAAAUUUGUGCUAGGAUCAAAAGGGCGUAUACAAGAUAAGCAAAACCGAAUGAGGUUAGACAAGGUGACACAUUUUGGUAUAUCAUGCGGAGACAAGAUAAAUGGUCCAUUUAAACUCGAAAUCGAAUACAUCGGUUUGGAGUUCGAUCCGACGCACGAUGAGAAAUUUGCUUAUGAAAUGUACAAAACGGAUAAAUAUAUCGUAGGAGUUUAA
Molecule: messenger RNA, 2163 nt
Organism: Parnassius apollo (apollo)
Lineage: Eukaryota; Metazoa; Arthropoda; Insecta; Lepidoptera; Papilionidae
Source: the annotation of a GenBank genome assembly